GAGGGGGAGGGGGAGGGGGAGGGGAGGAUAAAAUAGAGUUGGGUGUUGGGUGAUGCAAGAAUUGGAGUCCCAUCAAUUGGCCAAUACCAUGGAUUUUGGGAAUUCUUGUAUCAUCGUCAUCUUCCACUCUCUGUCUAGCCGCUUUUGCUGUCGUUUCUCUUCCUCGUCUGGUGCUUUGUCAUCGUCUUCCUUGUCUUCUGGAAGUACUUACUAUGUGCCCUAUAUGGCCGCAUGUAACCCCUCGUACUCCUUAAUCACUGCUUCUUAUUUCACUGCCAAGCCUUCUUUAUAUCCUGAAGAAAAAGCGUGAUUACCCCUUCAAGCUUCAACUCCUGUUUUCCUCAUUUAUUUCUUUUCUUUUCUCUCUCCCUCUCUCUGUAAUCGUCCCCCUUUAUCCCGUAUUGGAAAUUUAGUUAUUUUAUUGAGCCAAACACAAUGGUGGGUGUAUUUUUGUCUAAUGGUUCAGCAGCUUUGGCAAUUUGUGGUGGUUGCGGUUACAAUGGUGGUCUGGGUUUCAGGUAUGGUUUUGAUGGUCGUGGAUGUUGGAAUUUGAAUGAGAAAGGGAGGAGGAGCAAAUUUGUCACGACUACUGCAGCGCAGAUGAAGAGGCGAUCGAGCUUUUCACUUCUGGCCUCUUCUGCUUUAGCCACAACUAGAAUUGCAUCCCUUCCAAAUUUCAACCCGGAGGUUCUAAAGGCUGCUAGGGAGAAAUUUACACGGGAGAUAUCGUUUCAGUCCAAAGAUAAAGACAUCUCCAUUGCAAAGGCUUUGCUUUACAUUGCUGCUGAAGAUGAGGGAUUUAUGGCUUUCAAUAGAGAGAUGGAUGUUCAUUCACUUCAAAAUGAAAGGAAAGAUGCUUCAGUGCCAGCUGAUGCACAAGAGUAUAAAUGUGUCGAGGCUAUGCCCUUGGCUGGGAAGAGCAUAAAUGAAUGGCUGGCUGAGUUGGAUGCCAUUGCCAAAGAAGUUGAGGCAGAGCUAGUUUCAAGAGACAUAGGUUGCCAUUUAGUUGAAGUUUUGGAGGCAGUAAACGUAGUUCUUUUUGAGUUGAGAGGCUUCAAAAGGUCACCUGUACUAGUAGAUUCAAAAUAUUCAUACUUGCACUGGGUAUUAAGCUCUGGAUGCGGCAGUGCAAUUUUGCUUAGCGUUAUUUAUAUCGAGGUUUGUCGAAGACUAAAUCUGACCAUUGUGGGAUCUCGAGUUGGGGAAGAUUUUUUGAUAUGGCCCCAAACUGGAAACCCUGAGGAGCUAUUCAAGGUAACUUCAGGACACAGCUUGUUUGGAGUUGUCAAUGGAAGGUGUGUGGAAAACCCCAGAUCAAAGGCCUCAGACAUUGAUAGCAAUUCACUUUUGGGGCUUGAUAUUGCAACAAAUCGAGACAUUAUUGGGAUUGCCUUAGCCAAUUUGAUUAGGCUUCAUUGGAAACGUGCUUCGAGAAUGAACUAUGGACUGAUGCUAACAUCUGCGCUUAGGCCUGUACAUGCCGAUGAAAAAUUUAGCAAGAUUGAUGGUUCAAACUUCCCUUUGUUGCGGCCUCAAGAUCUGAGGCACUAUUUUCUGUUGUCCUUACAGGUUCAAGAAUGUAAUAUUGCAAGAUUGGCAUGAGAAACGGGAGAAUUGUGAAUUUGGACUGAUAACAUUGUUCCACAUUCCAAUUAUGUUUCGUACAAAAAAUGCUCAUUGAAAUAUCGUAUCUGCAAAUUGUGCUGCUUGAAGUUCUUACUUACAGCCUUGACACAAAAUAUCUAGGUUCUAAGAACUGCUGAGUGCCGCUUCAUUAUGAUCUUGAUACAUCCCUGCACUAAUCAUAUAACAUAAUAGUCUAUUUAAAAAUACAAACCCGGAAUGAGGAUCAAUUAUAUAUGAUUGCCAAUCCAUGCUCCAGAUGUCAGUAUCUUAUCGGGCAUUGGUAGAACUUGCAUUUUGAACAUUUGAACUGCAUUUUAUUAUUUACAGUUUUACACUAGCCUUCCACUAUAGAAGGCCCAAGUUUGUCCAACAUUUACAGUUACGAAGUUCCUAUUGAAUAUGCUUUUUGCUCAGUAGUUCUUCUUUUUUUUUUAUUCUUCCUCUUUUUCUUUUUCUGUUGGGGACAGUGGUGGUCGACUUAUGUUCUUUUAUUCACACCUAUCGUUGAGAAUGUGGUUGUAUUCAGAAAAGCUGGGAUGCAGUUUGGUCAUUCAUCUUGAUUUUGCAUCCCUGUGAACAACAAUCUCUAUGGAGAGCGAAAUAGGAGUCACCGUACCAUAUGGACUUAUGAGUACAGAUUAGAGGCUGUCAAUGCUUGCCUUACUUUUUCAAGCGUGUGAGCACUUUUAGAGAGCAUUUUCUUGGUUGAUGCCCUUAAACAUUUGCAGCUGUAAAAUUCCUUUCCAUAAAGCAUAUUUGUUUAGAUUUUUUGUUGCAGAACAAUUAGGGACAACUGCACCACGGAUGAUAAGGACAGAACACUGACGUAUUUAAUAGAAGCAUGAACAAUGCCGGUGUUGUAAAGAGGAAGACACCAUCUUAUAGAGGCGGAACCAAUAUUCUUUGUGGAACUUGAAUUUCUUCUUGCACUUUAUGUUCCAUGCUGAUUAAUUGAUGACAUGAGAUACAUGAUGGACUGGACAAAUGCAAUAGUGACAUAGUCUGAAGGAUUGGCCAUAAGUUGUUCAUGUAGUAGUCUGCCUACUUUUGAUUUGCCGAAAUAUUAUGUUCAUGGAUGCUUGUAGAAUCUUUUGGUGGUAUUUCAGGAAACAAACAAGCAAUUUAAUUCUAAAGGACCUAAACCUUUUGCUCAAGGUUAUUGUAUGUAUGGUAUAUUGAAAUUGAGAUAUGUUUUUAGAAUCUCCAAUUUCUUGUACUACGAUGUCUUGUCAGAUUUUCAUUUUAUCUUUUUAAUAGUUAUUUCUGUGGAUUGGGAAGAAAUGUUGCCUCAUACAAUCAAAGCUUUUGUUUUUUAACUUCUGUGGUUUCUUAAAUAUAUUUUCUUCUCAGUUGGGACAUACAUUCUAAGAAUCGAAUGGUUGUUUGAGGUUCCUUCAGGGACAUCUGAAUAAAUCAGAUGAGCGUGAGGCUAAUCCAUUUGGCUGAACUAUGAACUAUAGUCCUUUCUUUUGCUCUUUUAUGGGACACAAGAAUGUAUCAUGUUGCUUUAUGACUUUUGUAAUAUGGCAAUAUUUAGCACCUUUUUGCUUGUUCAAUAUUUAACAAAUCCUCUACAUUUUUAUCUAAGAUAGUAGAUUCUGCUUGUUUUUUGUUGGUCAGAAUGGCAUUAUAUUUGAUGUGUUUUGUUUCCUGUCUUAGGCUGGCUAUUAUGGCUGCGGAAAGAUUACUUAUUCUCCAGCCACAUAAUUGGGUUUUGAGGAGAGACCAUGGCAUGCUGUUGUAUUAUAACAGGGAAUACGGAGAGGCAGUCCAAGAGCUUAGCAUUUGCAUGGCCUUUGCUCCAGAAGAAGAGGCUGAAGUUUUAGAAUCAUUUGUUGAGAAACUGCAUUUGUUACAGCUUGAAUCAUCAUGGAGAUCUUUGGGACAAAAAGGUCGGUUGACAGUUCCUUGACUUGUUCGUACAAUACAUUUGCCUUUUCCUUGACUUCAUGAACCCUUCCUAAACCAGAGAGAUCAUGGCUGAUGGCACUAAGUAUAAUCUUGUUUGAAACUUUGUAUGCACUUACAUCUAACCAUGUUUGAGUUGCAUGGUUCUGAGAAUGAGAUCAAUACAUAUUUAAAUACUGUUCCUCAACUCAAUUGAGAGACUUCAAAAGCAGACUACAUUAUUGGGGGUCUUGGUUCUAAUGUCAGGAGGCAUGAACAGCUGCUUAGAGAUGUGAAAUGGUGUCAUAUGAUCUUGGUUAAUUAGGUGAUGAAGCAGAUCUCUCAGAGGGUUGUGAUAUGGUAUGUAUUUUUAUAUGAAUGUACCAAGCAGUGUAGUUCUGUGGGAUAUAAUUUUCUUUUGGCUGCUGCCAAAGUAAUUGGUCAUUUCCUUGGAAGAAAGACAUAGUGCAACUUUGCCUUUGUUACAAUUCUAGCAAUACCCAUACUGAAUUUGGACCAAACUUUCAGUAAGUCAUAUGGUGGUAAACAAAAAUGUACUGUCAGUGAGAAUUCAAAUAGGGUGGCAAACUAUGCAGCUUAUUACUGAAUAACAGAACAUAGAAAUAGGUUAUAAAAUGGCAUGACUGGAUGGAUACAGGAUACCUAUCAUAAGUUUGUUGAGUGGGACCUAACCUAACUUUCUUUAAUCAAAGAAAUUGACUGAUAUCUAACAGAUGGAUAAGCUUAAACAUGUAACCUCUCUCUCUCUCUCUCUCUCUCUCUCUCUCUCUCUCUCUCUCUCUCUCUCUCUCUCUCAUACACACAAACACACACAGUGGAAACCACCAAAGAUUCCACUCAAGAGAAGCAUGAUAAUUUCGUUUUUCAGCAAAAGUACAUACAUAAAUGUUAUUCUGUGUUUAAUCCCUAUUGGGCGACAAGGACACAAUUGUGUGUGGUUCUUUGCACCUGCAAAAUGAUUAUGACAUUUAGUUUAUUGUCAU
Molecule: messenger RNA, 4517 nt
Organism: Ilex paraguariensis (yerba mate)
Lineage: Eukaryota; Viridiplantae; Streptophyta; Magnoliopsida; Aquifoliales; Aquifoliaceae
Source: the annotation of a GenBank genome assembly